UUUGAAGCAUUAGGGGAAUGACUCAGAACUAACGUGGCCAAAAGUUAACCAUCUUCUCCUGCGCCUCUCUUCUAAAACCCCGCCUCCACUCACGACGGCCUUACCGCCGCCGGAACCACCGCAUUCCAGUCCCAACCACCACUCUCUCUCCGAUUCCACAAACCCACUCGAGCUUUCUGCUUCCCACCCAUUGCCCGCGGAAGCAAAAGUUCGUAUCAAAUUCGUAUAGUACCUUCCAAGUUUCCACUACGCCAAACCCCUCUCAUAUUCUCGUUAUCGAUAACCAGAGUGUCACGAAUUCGAGAAUAUCUCGCUCGCUUUUCUGCUUCCCCUUUCUCAGCGUUUCGCGAGCUGGUUUUUCUGAGUGUUGCGUUGAAGUUACGUUUGUGUGGGGAUUUUUGUGAAGUUUUUGAACUAAUGGCCGCAUGUUCUUCUAGGAAGCUACUGAGAGAUGUUUUAGUCAAAAGGGUAUUCUCGAAUCGAAUCCCUUGCGCUAAAUGUUUUUCUUCUGCACCACAAAGUGCUCCUAAGAUCGGUUAUUAUUCGAAGAAGGGAAGGUUGUUUACAGGAGCUACCAUAGGCCUACUUAUAGCUGGGGGAGCUUAUGUGAGUACUGUGGAUGAAGCUACUUUCUGUGGAUGGUUGUUCAAUGCAACAAAACUUGUGAAUCCCUUUUUCGCUUUGCUGGAUGCUGAGAUUGCACACAAUCUUGCCGUCUUAGCUGCAGCUCGUGGUUGGGUUCCAAGGGAGAAGAGGCCUGACCCGUCAAGCUUAGGGCUUGAGGUUUGGGGAAGAAAGUUCUCCAAUCCAGUAGGUCUUGCUGCAGGCUUUGAUAAAAAUGCUGUGGCUGUAGAUGGUUUACUUAGUUUGGGCUUUGGCUUUGUAGAGGUUGGCUCUGUUACUCCGGUCCCUCAGGAAGGCAAUCCAAGGCCUCGUAUCUUCAGGUUGCAAAGUGAAGGUGCUGUUAUAAAUAGAUAUGGCUUUAAUAGUGAAGGAAUUGUUGCUGUUGCAAAGCGGUUAGGUGCUCAGCAUGGUAAGAGAAAACUAGAUGAAACUCAAAGCAGUUCAACUUCUUCCAAUAAUGAAGUCAAACAUGGUGGAAAGGCUGGCCCUGGCAUUCUUGGUGUCAAUCUUGGCAAGAACAAGACAAGUGAAGAUGCUGCAGCAGACUAUGUUCAAGGGGUUCAUACAUUGUCUCAAUUUGCUGAUUACUUGGUGAUUAAUGUUUCGUCUCCAAAUACCCCUGGCUUGCGCAUGCUUCAAGGAAGAAAGCAAUUGAAGGAUCUUGUGAAGAAGGUUCAAGCUGCUCGUGAUGAAAUGCAAUGGGGUGAGGAGGGUCCCCCUCCAUUGCUGGUAAAAAUUGCUCCAGAUUUAUCAAAAGAAGACCUUGAAGAUAUUGCUGCAGUUGCCUUGGCUCUUAACUUGGAUGGACUGAUUAUAUCAAAUACAACUAUUUCAAGACCAGAUCCUGUCAGCAGAGAUCCAUUGGCUUCAGAAGCUGGUGGCUUGAGUGGGAAGCCUCUCUUCAAUCUCUCUACCAAUAUCUUGAAGGAGAUGUAUACCUUGACAAGGGGCAAAGUUCCUUUGAUUGGCUGCGGGGGCAUUAGCAGUGGGGAGGAUGCAUACAAGAAAAUACGAGCCGGAGCAACUCUUGUUCAGCUCUACACGGCAUUUGCUUAUGGGGGACCUGCACUUAUUCCUCAGAUUAAGGCUGAAUUAGCUGCAUGCCUGGAAAGAGAUGGUUUCAAAUCAGUUCUUGAUGCAGUUGGUGCAGAUUGCAGAUGACUUUUAUCCACUUCUGAAUGCCGUGCUGUAAGCAGCAUAUAAUUAUUAUCAGUAGCUGUAGCGAUGUUCCUUUUUUGGCAAUAUGGAAGUUGCAAAUUUUGUUGGCUUCUUUUUAGUUUUUGUGCCUAAUUUAUUGCUAUGUGAUUGAGUUUAGCCACAUGUUCUGAUUCUUCUGAACUGUAAAGGCGAGCUAUUUUGGGCAACUCAGGCAAACUAUUUAUAAUGAGCAAUUGUUUGACAAUAAGGCCCUCAAAUCAUUGAGAUUUGAGAAGUACUUGUGUACAAUAGACCUAUCAAUAAUCUUCAUCCCAACUAUUGUAUAUUAAGUUUGAAUUUGAGUGUGAAGAUUUCUUUUAA
Lotus japonicus is the source of this 2142-nucleotide messenger RNA. RefSeq names its product dihydroorotate dehydrogenase (quinone), mitochondrial. Gene Ontology annotation, molecular function: dihydroorotate dehydrogenase activity. Lineage: Eukaryota; Viridiplantae; Streptophyta; Magnoliopsida; Fabales; Fabaceae. The coding region runs from base 418 to 1785 and encodes 455 amino acids. Gene Ontology annotation, biological process: 'de novo' pyrimidine nucleobase biosynthetic process; pyrimidine ribonucleotide biosynthetic process. The record is from RefSeq and is a predicted model, not a curated record. Gene Ontology annotation, cellular component: cytoplasm; mitochondrial inner membrane. The transcript is spliced from 11 exons.